Molecule: messenger RNA, 1329 nt
Organism: Triticum aestivum (bread wheat)
Lineage: Eukaryota; Viridiplantae; Streptophyta; Magnoliopsida; Poales; Poaceae
Product: L10-interacting MYB domain-containing protein-like
Exons: 3
Coding region: 275-1135 (286 amino acids)
Source: RefSeq, a predicted model, not a curated record
UCCCCAUUCUCCUCCUGCCGUAUCCCCACCGGCUAGUCCAACCCUAGCCGCCAGACAUCCCGCCACCGCAUCCUCACCGGUCAACUUCGUCCGGCAACCUCGACCCCACCCCAAAGAAGGUCGUGUCCUCGAGCAGCCCUUCUUCGUGACGCUCGCGACUCCUUCAAGCUCGCCCCAUUCCGCCCCCACCUGACAGCAGCCGGCACCCCCGUCGUCGGCGACGCUGCUCCUCUGCCCCGCCGUCGCCGCUCGAGAAGCUCAAGAGUUGUUGAAAAUGGUUGCCGAAUGGACUAUUGAGAACACUCGGAUUAUCACCGAGUUGUUUGUCCAGCAAGUGAGAGCUGGAAAUAGGCCAAAUACUCACUUGACCUCCAAUGCAUAUGAUGAGGUGGUGAGGCAAUUCAAAAUAAGAACAGGGUUGGAGUACACAAAUGAUCAAUUGAAGAACAAAUGGGACAAACUAAGAGGUGAAUAUGGUGUAUUCAAGAAACUUAAGUUGAAGGAGACAGGAGCGGGAUGGGACACAGAGCGCAACACUGUGAAACAAGAUGCUGAGUGGUGGAAGAAGGCAAAGAUAGACAUUCCAGGUUGUUACAAGUUCAGGAAGCAUGGACUUCGCAAUGAAGAGAACUUGCGCAUCAUGUUUGAAGACAUCACAAGUGACGGUUCCGAUCAUUGGAAUCCGACUUCUGGCAUCCCCCCUACUUCUACUGCACUAAUAUCAAGUGCCAUAAAUCUUGAGCAAAUAGAAGAUGUUGAUCUGUUGGAGGAUCCCGAAGAGGCACCAUCUCCUAUUACACCAAAGGUUAAUAAGAGGCUUGGCAAGAUCAUUUGUGACACAAACAAGAAACCCAAGACCGCACAAGUGAUGCAGGAGCAGAUUACAAUGAUCGGGGACAUUUGUAAGGAAUCACAUUCGUCGUUUCAGUCGUUCUUUAAGCACGAUGACACCACCUCUGUUGCAUCUGUUAUGAAGGAAGCAAUUGCUUGUGGUGCAAUAGAAGGCAGCGAUGAGCACUUCAUUGCCUCUGAGCUUUUCAUCAAGAGAGAGCAAAGGGAGAUGUUUUUGAGCAUGAGUGUUCACACUCGUUUGGGUUGGCUAAAGAGGAAGUUCAAUGUCAAGUACGGGAACUAGUAGUUCCCAGUUUAUGCCAUAUAUGUGAUGGUUGCUUAUGUCCUAUGCUACCGAACCAUUUUAUUUACUAUGUCAGUGGUUGAACAAUAUUUUAAGUACUCACUCUUGAACAAUUGUUUCCUAUAUGGCUUGUAAUAACUGGAUCGAUAAUAUUUAUGUAUGGAGUGGAGUUUCGUCUUCAUAUUUCUUGUUCU